This is a messenger RNA of Physcomitrium patens, 5551 nucleotides long. RefSeq names its product mitogen-activated protein kinase kinase kinase YODA. The record is from RefSeq and is a predicted model, not a curated record. Lineage: Eukaryota; Viridiplantae; Streptophyta; Bryopsida; Funariales; Funariaceae. Gene Ontology annotation, cellular component: cytoplasm. Gene Ontology annotation, molecular function: MAP kinase kinase kinase activity; ATP binding. Gene Ontology annotation, biological process: protein phosphorylation; MAPK cascade.
AAAAUCCUGUGUUGCGGUUCUGAAAUGGUAGACAUUUCUUGCUGGCGCCGAGUCAGACGGUCGUUUUGAUAAAGCAAAACAGUAGUACUUUGUCUGGAGAACUCAUGAGCGUCGCCGUGUUGAGGCAACGCAAUUGAAGAGAGAGAGUGAGCGAGAGGCGGUAGAAUGCAAAAGAUACCGGGUCGUGUGGAGAAAUACAGCACGGUGUGUGCGUAACAAUUAUGAGGAUGAGGGCUCUUGCUCCUUACGGUUAUUCACUCGGGAGAAAGGAAUGAAGGUGGAGGUAGGUUUUCACCCGUUUCGCGGCAUCCGUGAAGUAAUGGGAGUACCACGAAUUCGGACAUUAUCUUUUGCUCUCCUGCCUCGCAAUGCCCUUCCCCACGCAGGAACAGACCGAGCGAGGGCGGAGUGCGAGUAAGCCCAAGAGCCCAGUCACUUGUCCAUAUUCAUCGCUACCAACAACAACUCACCAACGCCAUAACCAUCAACCCAUGGACGCCGUUCCACUGGGAGCCCCUGGUUGCUGUCUCGCUGCGGUGCGUGAGUUUUGUGGGUCCCCGUUCUGUUGUAUCAGAUGUAGGUGAUUGCUUGCUUUCAUGGCCUCAGCUCUUACCCCACACACAUUUUUUCUUCUCGUGUGGAGAGGGCAGUUGGUUUCGCUCUGUAAUCGCCCGUGUGGAGAUUUCUGGAUACGGGCCGGUACUGUACACAGCUCUAAUGGAGCGUUUCGCAGAGAGGAUUUAUGUAUGUGGAGUGAUUGAGAGUGGUGAUUGGGACGGGUAUGAGGAGUUUGAUUUCCAGUGGGUUGCGCUGUAGUCAGUGCAUGGCUUAUUUUAACGCUGGGGAUACGUUGGUGCACCACUCAUUUCGAGCCCACUGAGUAUGCAGAGCAGAGUAGGGUUGAAGUGAUGUACACUCCCGAUGGUCGUUUUUGCUGAACUUGGUUGUGGCGAGAGGGAGCUCUUUGUGAAUGGCGGGGUGGGUUAAAUUUAAUCCCUGAAGUGUAUCUUGUAGUUGUAUCUUUGGGUUACCCUCUUGCAUAUUCCCAUGGUGUUCCCUGAUCUUUCAGUAGGGUUGUAGUCUAGAAGCUUGAACGUUCCAGGCUAGGUGUCCUGGCAUGAACUAAUCAUUGUCCGGUUGGAUGCUUCCUCUUUAAUCUUUUGCGGGUCUACCUAUUCGUGAACUGUAUGUAUCAGAAUUGCAAUCUGCUCUACGGGGAUUGUUUUUUUUGGUGUCUAUGUGACAUGCUUGUCACUACAUGGUUUUCAGUGGUUAGGAUACUCAUAACCGAUUAAGUUCUUACCAAUCAAAUCUUUCACGGGUAUCUCCAUACCUACUUUAUUAGGGCACUUUAUCAGCAUACAGCCUUCAGUCAUAGUUUUUUCUUUUGAUUUGGUUAAUUAUGGCAGCCUUUAUUUAUCUGGACUCACCAGUGGCUUCUGUUUUCAUUGUUUAAUUCCAUGUUCGGCCUACCGUAAACGAGGGCAGCUACGUCACCGUCACGUUGGUGGAGCUUAGUCUACGAACCUCAUUUUAUAGAUCAAUUACCAAUGGUGUUUCAACUUGAUCCCGGCAGAACAGAACGAAACCGAGGCAAAUAGCUACCAGAUCCUGUAUUUUAAAACUAAGAAGUUUAAAAGAUGCGGAUGAAGCUAAAGGUAUUUGGAUUAUCUGUACCAAGGCUAUCGGUGUAGAUUGAAGUGCUCUGUAUCCGAGUAGCCGAUCCAAAUAUGGCCGAGCUGCUGUUAAACCUUUGGAUUGGUUCUUGAUAAUGGCAUGCUCUUUUUUACGGCCAUGCACCGACCUGCUGUUAAACCUUUGGAUUGGUUCUUGAUAAUGGCAUGCUCUUUUUUACGGCCAUGCACCGACCUGUUUGCACUGAAAGGGUUUAUUUUCUCGGGAAGGUCAAUUCAGCAAUUUUGAGGUGGCGGAUGGUUCAUGGCUUUCGAAUCUACUGGAAGAAAAGUGUACUUGGCUGGUUUUUUGGAGCAUCACAAGGUCGGUACUCCUUCGACUGACUAGGAGAGUUGCGUGAGCUCAUCCAGCAUAUUAAUCUUUGAUCCACCUACGCCAGUUGGAGUUGUGGCUAUUUGGGCGAUCGUCUUGUGAUGAUCAUUUUCCGUAUAAAACCGAUGUGUUGCUGGAUAGAGAAGUCGUGAACUAGCUUCUCAAUUGGUCCAUUUCUCCCUCCGGUUUUUCUUUGUGUGCCGUUUCGAAAUGUGGGUCCUUCAUUUCCAUAAAGAAGUUGUAAUCCUGUACUACACACCUGUACUCAGGUUCUCUUAAACCUUUUCAAAGAUGAGUAGAAAGUGACACGCAAUUGCAUUGAUAUCCUUUGCUUGACCACAGCAUGUAGUAUUCGUUAGAGAUUUUGGAUUUCUGAUUUAAGCUGAGCCUCUCAGCCAACAAUCUUUGCGGCUUUAAAGAUGCCCUGGUGGCCUAUAUCUAGCAAGGAUAGUAAGAAAGGGAAGAAACCGACCACCAGUGGAUUAUUUGAUGGAGGUUCGGGUCAUUCGCGGAGUCCUAAACCACGUGCGAAGGAAGAUAAUGGCAGUAGUAAGUGCAACUCCCCCUACAGUUUAGAUCUGGCUUCGGAGGCAGGGUCUGGAUCUGGAGUAGGCUCGCGGUCGCCAUCUCCCUCAUCGCCUAUACACAACAGCAAAAGAAGGCAUUCUCAGGGGCAGCCUCUUCCGUUACCAUGUGCACCUCCCACGAAAUCCGUGGGACGGGCUUAUUCAGAAGUUCAGUUGCCCAAUGUUCAGAACCAGUGGGGUUCUUUGUUGCAUCAUGCAGCAUCCAUGCCUCUGCCCUCACCAGCUCAGGUCGGACUCAUGGAUAACGGGGAUUAUCCAUCAGGUUCGGUCUCCAGUGCCAGCUCGCUAGGAAGUGUUGAAGUAGAUCCCCGUCAACAAGGGCGAGCCUCACAUCUCCGACCGUUGCAGGAGCCUGAACCCCCCGAACAGCUGCGGCCAGUACCUCAAAUGAGCCAUGUCUCCGCCGCAUCACGAGGAGGAGUGCUUAGGCACGAGCCAGUACGGUCUGAGAAUUCUCGUUCUACAAGUCUUUUUCCUGGCAGUUACCCACCUGUCACUUCUCCCACUUCACGCGUUUGGCCUCCAAAGUGGCCCUCACCUCUGAAGAUUUCUCAAUCUCAACCUGACAGUUCAAAAUCGAGCCCUGUUCGUAGUCCCCGCUAUGUUUCGCAACACCAACGGAAUGGUAUGGAGCCUACAGUAUCAGGAUCUGUUACCGGUAGUCCUCACUCAGGCAACACUUCCGCCUACAAUUCUUGGCAAGGGGAUCUAGCGCCCUUAAUGGCACCGCAGCACCAUGAAGACAGGUCUCUAAGUCCUAGUCCAAGAUUACGAAGUCCCGGACCUAGUCGAACUACAAGUGCUGCCGUUUCUCCUUUACAUCCACGAGCUGUAAAUCGCACUAGUGGGGGACCUGACUCGCCCACGACUUGGUCUGGAGAAUCACCUGUAUCUGGUACUUCAACAAAAUGGCAGAAAGGAAAACUUCUAGGGUCUGGAACAUUUGGAAAUGUGUACGUGGGUUUCAACAAUGAUAAUGGUGGUUUUUGUGCCAUGAAAGAGGUUCUUUUGGUUUCGGAUGAUCAUAAGUCAAAGGAAAGUGUCAAGCAGCUAGGACAGGAAAUAAGUUUGUUGAGCAAGUUGCGGCAUGAGAACAUUGUACAGUACAUUGGCACGGAAACGUUGGAAGAUAGGUUGUAUAUAUAUUUGGAGUAUGUUUCUGGAGGAUCAAUCCAUAAACUGCUCCAAGAGUAUGGCGCUUUCAAAGAGCCAGUGGUGCGCAAUUACACUCGCCAGAUUCUCUCUGGACUAGCAUAUCUGCAUAAUCAAAAUACUGUGCAUAGGGAUAUCAAGGGAGCCAACAUUCUUGUAGACACCAAUGGAAUGGUGAAACUUGCCGACUUCGGCAUGGCUAAGCACAUCUCCGCUCAGUCUUUUCUCCAGUCUUUCAAGGGGAGUCCUUACUGGAUGGCUCCUGAGGUGAUAAAGAACACAGGAGGGUAUGAUUUAGCUGUGGAUAUAUGGAGUCUCGGUUGUACCGUGCUUGAGAUGUUGACCACCAAACCUCCAUGGAAUCAAUACGAAGGAGUUGCAGCAAUGUUCAAAAUUGGAAAUAGCAAAGAAUUGCCCGUCAUCCCAAACACAUUGUCCAGAACGGGGAGAGAGUUUGUGCGUUUAUGCUUGCAACGCGACCCUGCACAACGGCCAACUGCUGCUCAGUUGCUAGAGCACCCAUUUGUUCAAGAUGUUCCACGCAUCUGCAGACCAGAUGAUACCGUUGCUGGAACCGAUUUGCUGCCUAACACCAUUCCUGCCAUCAGACCUGUGAAUGUGACAUCGCAUAAGGGACAGAGACCUGUUACUUUGCACGAGAAUGAUGGCACAUGUCCGCAUACCAGGGGAAGGCUGCCGCAUUCACCAACGAGUGAACUUUCACCACGAACCCCAUCUGCACUUCCUUCCCUCAAUACCAAGUCUCCACGAAGAGUCCACCAGGUUUUUAGUGGGAUGUCUACCCCAGGGAUAAUGAGCUCAGGAUCAUCCACUCCGCCAGGUGGAGGUUAUGGCUGCUCACCCUUACUUCCACACCAGUUGUGCGGCGCCCUCUCUGUCUAUCCUAAUGAGGGAUAUGUGAAUAGCUCAAGGACACAAAGUGGACGGUAUGCAAGCCCUUCCGUAAUAAAUGGAGGGGUCUACCCUGAACCUCGAAAAGAUUCCCAUUGGAAUACACCUUCCCAACGUACUCCUGAUGGUAGCCCAAGGAGAAAAAAUCAUUUUAAUAGGGAUAAUAACAUAUUAGAUUUUACAGCAGGAAGAGUGGCCCUGGAAGAUGAUCAUCAAAUGCAAUAUCAUGGCAAUGGAACUUCUCGUGAGCAUUUGACUCAACAUCUUCACCACAGGCCAGGGUCUAGUCAUCAGAGUGCCCCUAUACUUAGUCGCACUCUCAGUCAUGAAUUUGCUCGUCAAUGGCAACCCUGAGUGAUCGUGCGACUUGGGGACUCAGACGUCUCCACGCAGGCGGUGUAAUGGUAUAGAAACAUCAUUUGUCGAACGUAUGGUAUAUUUGUGGAUGGCAGAAGUUUGACAUCAUGUAAUUAUGAGGGCUAAAGCAGAUCCUCAUUGCUAAGUGCUGCUGGUUGCAUGUCCUCAUUUUUUGCAAUUUUUGAAUCGUUUUGGAUAAUGGGGUCUUUUCAACUUUAGAACCAAGAGUGGCAUUGUUUGAACAGUCAUUAUAGUUUUCAGGACAUCAGUCCAAUUGAGAGGUAGGCACCAUCUCAAUGGAACAAUUGGCUCUUGUUUCUGAACAGGAGUUUCUAUAGAUUUUAUAGGAUUAGUGCGUUGGGGAUGAGUUGGCUAUUCGAUAAAUGUAGCUGAUGAAAUAGUUAGCUGCCUACGGUGAUCAGUGCGAUCACCUUGCUGAUUAUCCUAUGAUUUUUAUUCUUCAGCAAUUGCAUUUGUAUUUGAACCAAAUUAAUGUAAAGAUGUUAGAGAAGUUCUUGAAGUCUGCUUUCAGCUGC